UCCCCGCGCCCGGGCCGGGGCCCCCGGAGGGCCGGGAUGGCCUGAGUGCCCGAGGCGCGGCGGGGCAGCAGCCGGAGUGCGACAUGGGGAACCAGGAUGGGAAGCUGAAGAGGAGCGCAGGUGAUGCCUCCCACGAAGGAGGCGGCGGCGGCGCGGAGGAUGCUGUUGGGCCCAGAGAUGUGGAGGCCACAAAGAAGGGGAGCGGGAGCAAGAAGGCUCCGGGCAAGCACGGCAAGGGGGGCGGCGGCGGCGGCGCGGAGCCCGGCAAGAAGAAGAGCAAGUCGGACUCCAGAGCCUCGGUGUUUUCCAACCUUAGGAUCAGGAAGAACCUGUCCAAGGGGAAGGGCGCCGGCGGCUCCCGCGAGAAUGUGCUGGACUCCCAGGCCCUGCACACCGGGGAGCUGGACAGCGCUCCCUCCCUGAUCACCAAGACGCCGGACCUCAGCCUGUCGGCGGACGAAACAGGCCUGUCGGACACCGAGGGUGCCGACCCUUUUGAGGUGACCCGUCCAGGUGGCCCUAAGCAGGCGGUGACUGGAGUGGGGGGCCAGGCUGUCGCCGAGGAUGUGGAAACUGCGGCAGGGGCGCAGGAUGGACAAAGGACCAGUUCGGGCUCGGACACGGACAUCUAUAGCUUCCACUCGGCUACGGAGCAAGAGGAUUUGCUCUCAGACAUCCAGCAGGCGAUACGCCUGCAGCACCUCCAGGGCGCCCAGGAGCCAGCAGUGUCCCCCACUGCCGCCUCCCCGCAGCCCGGGGCCUUUCUGGGCCUGGACCGAUUCCUGCUGGGGCCGAGCGGCGUGGCCGGGGAGGCCCCGGGCAGCCCGGACACAGAGCAGGCGCUGUCUGCGCUCUCUGACCUGCCCGAGAGCCUGGCCUCGGAGCCCCCCGUGCCCGAGCCACCGCCGCCCCCCAGCGGCCGCCGAGCCCCGGAGGCGCCCGUCCCGCCGGUGGCUGAGCCGCCGGCCGCGGACUCCCCCUCGCCCACCGUCUUCCAGUUUCCCGAGGCGGGACCCGGGGAGGGCGCGGCCGGAGCCCCUGAGCGGAGGGCUGGGGACACGGAUGAGGAAGGCGAGGAGGAUGCUUUUGAGGAUGCGCGCCGCGGCUCUCCGGGGGAGGAGUGGGGCCUGGCGGUGGGAGAGGCCCCGCAGGGGCUGGGGGCAGAGCCGGAGGAGGGGGCGCAGCGACCCUGCGUCCCCGAGGCCGCCUCCCUGCCCGGCAGCCCGGCGCCCAGCCCGCGCUGCUUCAGGCCCUACCCGCUCAUCGCCCCUUGCUACAUCAAGACCACCACCCGGCAGCUCAGCUCGCCCAACCACUCCCCGUCGCCGUCCCCCGACCAGAGCCCCAGGAUCAAGAGGCGGCUGGAGUCCUCUCUGAGCCGGGGACCCAGAGCCGCCUUCGCCCCCGCGGCCGCCCCGGCCAAGAAGCACCGAGCCGACGGCGGCCUCGCGGGCGGCCUCAGCCGCUCGGCCGACUGGACGGAGGAGCUGGACGCCCGCGCGCCCCGGGCGGGCGGCUCCGCACACCUGCUGGAGCGCGGGGCGGCUGCCGACGGUGGGACGCCCCCGGCGCUGGCGGCCAAGGCGUCUGGGGCGCAGGCGGCUGCGGACGGCUUCCAGAACGUGUUCACUGGGCGGACUCUGCUGGAGAAGCUGUUCAGCCAGCAGGAGAACGGACCUCCCGAAGAAGCAGAGAAGUUUUGCUCCCGGAUCAUCGCCAUGGGCCUUCUCCUUCCUUUCAGCGACUGCUUCAGGGAGCCGCGCAAUCAGAGCGCCCAGUCAAGCUCAGCUCCGUUUGAUCAAGAUCAACUUUAUACCUGGGCUGCGGUUAGUCAACCCCCACACUCACUGGAUUACACAGAGGGGCAGUUUCCCAGGCGAGUCCCAUCGGUUUGGCCCCCAUCGGACCUUCCUGAUGAAGAGCGCAGACCCAAGGACGAGGCAGCAGAAUCUCAAUCUGCUGUUUCGGAAACUCUGAAAAGUUGUUCAGACACUGUUGAGCAGGAAGUCGUAGACAUGAAGUCCGAGGGACAGGCAACUGUCAUCCAGCAGCUGGAACAGACCAUUGAGGAUCUAAGAACCAAAAUCGCUGAGCUAGAGAAGCAGUGCCCUGCGGUGGACGCGGACGUGGCCGGCGGCCGGCCCGGGGCUCGGAUCGGAGUGGCGCCCGCAGUGGGGGUCGGCCUGGAAGCUCUCAGGUUAGGAGGACAGGAUGUGCAGCAGCAAAGGAUUUUACAGGCCAGGUCGAUCCAGACGUCCCCGACAGAGGAGGGGGGGCUACCGACGCUGCCUUCUGUUAAUACACUGCCAGAGUGUCCCUCUUGGCCACCAGGGGCUGAAAGUGGAGUCGCGGCCGUGCCGUCCUCACCUUCCGGACCUCAGACGAAAUUCUGUUCAGAGAUUUCUUUGAUUGUGUCUCCAAGGCAAAUAUCCGUACAACUCAAUGCACAUCAGCAGCCGCCGCCACCUCCACCCCUGCCGGGGCCGGCCGGGCAAGCACAGGUCGGCUCCCUGCCUGCCCAGCCUUCUCUUCAGACUGAGUUUGAAACCAGCCACGAACAGUCUGUUUUACCGUCCUUUGCAAACGGCCCGAACGUCCCGCCCCCGCCGCCCCUGCCUUGCACGGGGCCUUCCACCUCCACGUCCGGCCUGGGCAUGGUGGCUCCCCCCGCACCGCCCCUCAGUACCACAGCCCCUCCGCCCCCUUGUAUCCCUGGUACACAGACGCUGCCCCCUCCUCCCCCACCUUUGCCAGGUGAGGGAAUACCUCCACCCCCUCCACUUCCCGCAGUGGGAAUACCUCCUCCGCCUCCUCUUCCCGGAGCGGGGAUACCCCCUCCCCCACCCCUUCCCGGAGCAGGAAUACCUCCUCCCCGACCUCUUCCUGGAGUUGGGGUACCCCCUCCCCCUCCUCUUCCCGGAGCGGGAAUACCUCCUUCCCCACCUCUUCCCGGAGCUGGGAUACCCCCUCCCCCUCCUCUUCCCGGAGCAGGGAUACCCCCUCCCCCUCCUCUUCCCGGAGUGGGAAUACCCCCUCCCCCACCCCUUCCCGGAAUGGGGGUACCCCCUCCCCCACCUCUUCCUGGAGUUGGUGUACCCCCUCCCCCACCUCUUCCCGGAGUGGGUGUACCCCCUCCCCCACCUCUUCCCGGAGCGGGGAUACCCCCUCCCCCACCUCUUCCCGGAGCGGGGAUACCCCCUCCCCCUCCUCUUCCCGGAACAGGGAUACCCCCUCCCCCUCCUCUUCCCGGAGUGGGAAUACCCCCUCCCCCACCCCUUCCCGGAACGGGGGUACCUCCUCCCCCACCCCUUCCUGGAGUUGGUGUACCCCCUCCCCCUCCUCUUCCCGGAGCGGGGAUACCCCCUCCCCCUCCUCUUCCCGGAGCGGGAAUACCUCCUCCCCCACCCCUUCCCGGAGCGGGGAUACCCCCUCCCCCUCCUCUUCCCGGAACGGGGAUCCCCCCACCUCCUCCCCUGCCAGGUGUGGGUAUUCCACCCGCUCCAGCUCCUCCCGGUCCUGGAACAGGCGUCCCCUCACCCCCACCCCCACCCGCUCUGCUUCCUGGAUCUGGCCCUCCACUCCCCCCACAAGCUGGGAGUAGCACUUUACUAACGCCACAAGUGUGUGGAUUCCUUCCCCCUCCGAUGCCAACUGGCUGGUUUGGAUUAGGGAUGAACCAGGACAAAGGGAGUAGGAAGCAGCCAAUAGAGCCUUGUCGGCCAAUGAAGCCUCUGUACUGGACGAGAAUUCAACUACACAGUAAAAGAGACUCCAGUCCUUCGCUUAUUUGGGAAAAAAUUGAAGAGCCAUCCAUAGAUUGUCAUGAAUUUGAGGAAUUAUUUUCUAAAACUGCUGUGAAGGAAAGGAAGAAACCUAUUUCUGACACCAUCACAAAGACCAAGGCUAAACAAGUUGUCAAGUUAUUAAGCAACAAAAGAUCACAAGCAGUUGGAAUAUUAAUGUCUAGCCUUCAUUUAGACAUGAAAGACAUACAACAUGCUGUUGUGAACUUGGACAAUUCUGUGGUUGACCUGGAGACUCUGCAAGCUCUCUAUGAGAAUAGGGCACAGUCCGAUGAACUGGAAAAAAUCGAAAAGCACGGCCGGUCCUCCAAAGACAAGGAAAACGCCAAGUCUCUGGACAAGCCUGAACAGUUUCUUUACGAGCUGUCACUAAUCCCCAACUUUUCAGAGCGAGUCUUUUGCAUCCUGUUCCAGUCCACGUUUUCAGAAAGCAUUUGCUCAAUUCGUCGCAAGCUUGAAUUGCUGCAGAAAUUGUGUGAGACAUUAAAAAAUGGCCCAGGGGUUAUGCAGGUUCUGGGUUUGGUUCUUGCCUUUGGCAACUACAUGAAUGGCGGAAAUAAGACUCGGGGACAGGCAGAUGGUUUUGGAUUAGAUAUUCUUCCGAAGCUUAAAGAUGUCAAAAGCAGUGACAAUAGCAGAAGCCUUUUGUCAUAUAUUGUUUCCUAUUAUCUUCGGAAUUUUGACGAGGAUGCCGGAAAAGAACAGUGUGUUUUUCCAUUACCAGAACCUCAGGACCUUUUUCAGGCUUCACAGAUGAAGUUUGAAGAUUUUCAAAAAGAUCUCAGAAAACUAAAGAAGGACUUGAAAGCCUGUGAGGUGGAAGCGGGGAAAGUGUACCAGGUAUCCUCAACGGAGCACAUCCAGCCCUUCAAAGAAAACAUGGAACGAUUUAUUGUUCAAGCUAAAAUUGACCAAGAGGCAGAAGAGAACUCACUAACAGAGACUCAUAAAUGCUUUUUGGAAACCACAGCCUAUUUCUUCAUGAAACCAAAAAUUGGAGAGAAGGAGGUGUCCCCAAAUGUUUUUUUCAGUAUCUGGCAUGAAUUCAGCUCUGACUUUAAAGACUUUUGGAAGAAAGAGAACAAACUCAUUCUACAAGAGAGAGUAAAAGAAGCCGAAGAGGUGUGCCGGCAGAAAAAAGGCAAAUCACUCUAUAAAAUUAAACCAAGACAUGACUCUGGAAUUAAAGCAAAGAUAAGCAUGAAAACCUGAACAAAGAAAAGCAGAUGAACAUGAGUCACUCUCUUAACCGCUCCCAACUCAUUCCGCUGACCUGAAGGCGGGAAGGAAACUACAUCAUUUUGAUCAUUUUUCUUCUUGACCUCUUGCAUAAUCUUUGCGUUUUCUAGACAGUUCACUGAUGGUUGAGUUCUACUGUACAUUCAUAUUAAAAUGCAAAAGCAGUAGAUCAGUGGAGAAUUGGACACCUUUUCUUUUUGUAAAAGUUUAUGGUAUUAUACCGAUAGACCGAAACGGCAUGUUAUAAGAGGCAGUAUCUGCGUUAAUUCUGAACAUGCUACACAUUAACCUAAAAUUUACUCUUGUGAGGAUAUUCCAUAUACAGCAAAAUUCUUUCCUUUCUACUGACAACCAGUACUCCACAUCACUGCAGUUAGAUUGAUGGUUAAAAUGUUAUUUCUAGUGAAUUCUGUCCGUUUCACAUCUACGUAUACAUUUUCUAUUCUCAAAUUUAAGUACUAUUUCUAUGUCAUUAUUGAGGCUUUCCCGACUUUUUGAGUUGCUCUCCAUAAAUAUAUAUUUGUGAAAGAGAUUGUAAUUUUUUUAACUUGUCAGAUAAUGAGCUGAAAAAAAAUAUAGAGCAGAAGAAAGCCCCUUUCCUAUGAAUCGUGUAAUAUAGGCAGAAAUCAGAGUUCUGUUUAUUGAGGGUUUUUAUCGGAGGGUUAUUGGAGACCCUACAUGAAACUAAUCUGUAGCAGAAGGAAGUAAACCGAAGGUGCACUUCUUACUUUUGACAUAACUGGGCUUGUCUCUAUGUGUUACAGCAGGUGAUCA
This is a messenger RNA of Pteronotus mesoamericanus, 5816 nucleotides long. RefSeq names its product formin 2 (gene FMN2). Gene Ontology annotation, biological process: intracellular transport. Gene Ontology annotation, cellular component: nucleus; cytoplasm; endoplasmic reticulum membrane. The transcript has 18 exons. The record is from RefSeq and is a predicted model, not a curated record. NCBI's taxonomy places the organism in Eukaryota, Metazoa, Chordata, Mammalia, Chiroptera, Mormoopidae. The coding region runs from base 84 to 5015 and encodes 1643 amino acids.